CUCUAAGAUUUGUGCCUGCGUCUAGAGGUGCCCACGGUUCUGGAACCGGCGAUUACGGUUCUGAACCGUCAGUUCCGAUUUUAGAAAUUGCCGAACCAAAAUAGUAACCGCCGGUUCAGUUCUGAACCGGCGGUUUUUUUGGCGAUUUCUACGGUUUUUCACGGUUCUGAAUCGCCGGUUUUUUACAGUUUCGGUUUGGUUUCACGGUUUUCCAACGGUUUUUCGCGGUUCCAGUUUGGAACCAUCCGGGACCGGCGAUUCCGACAUGGUUUCGGUUCGAAAAUUUUUGAACCUGAACCGAACCACGGUUCAAAAAUCGACUGUUUCGAUUUGGGUAAAUUCUUACGGUUUCGGUUCGAAACUGCAACCGGCGGUUACGGUUUCGUUUUAACCGCCGGUUCGGUAAACCUUGGGGAGGUCUACCUGCGCCUGGAUAUACAUACGGAUAUACGAUACAUAUACACACGUCUGUAUAUAAUACUAUGAAAUAAAUAUACUAGUAGUAUUAAUUAUUUUAUGUUAAUUUUUAUCAAGUUUUCUUUUCCUCCUCACCUCUUCCCUUUCACAUUCUCUGCAAAUCAUCUCCUUCUCUCUCUCUACAUUCAUCAAUUCUGCUCUCUCAACCUCAACCUUCAUUCACGUUAACCCCCCAAAACAAACUUCAUCCCCACCCACCUGUGCCAACACACACAACCACACGCACUCUCUUUUCAUGCACUCAAUUUGAUUUCAUAUCGUCGGAAUUUACCAAACGAUGUGACGUCGCCGUCGAUCUCGAAACAGAUUGGUUUCCGAUUCGCAUCCUCCGAUAACAAUUCAAGUUUUUCCUUGAAUUCGGCGCUCAAAGGCGGUUGUUGCUUGCUGCUAUGGCUUCUACUGUUCCUGCCAAAUCUCAGCCGCUGCACAAUUUCACGCUGCCGCAUCUGAAAUGGAAUAAGGACCGAAACUCCACCGGCCAACACCAGCGGCGCCGCUCUAUCAAAUCGCCGUCGCGACGGCCGAAUAUCUCCUCCGCAUCUCCCAUCCGCCAGUCGCCGUUGCGAGAUUCCGUAUCGGCGACUCCGCCUCGGCAUCAGUCCCCUUUAUGCGACUCCGCCGCGGCGGCGGCUGUGGUGGUGUCGCCUCGUCGGUCUCCGGUCCACGGGGAUUACUUGGGGAAACGAUCUCCGCUUCGGGAGUGGGGGAAACACUCGCCAACCGGCGGUGAUCCGGCGUGGCAUUUGCCGAGGCAUGAAUCGCCUCCUCAAUCCGGAAAAGGCGGCUCUGUUGAGCAUCGGAGACAUCAGUCCAAUCAUCCGGCGUUGGAUGGUGCGAGGAACGGUCUCCAUUCAACAAAUUCAGGACGAACAAGUCUGAAAUCGGAGCCUAAAUCGAAGGCGAAAGAGGUCGAUGCGGCUGGAAUCAAGAGAUCGAAAAUCCUAAUCAAAAUUCCCUGCAAGAGCAGCAAAACAGAGGACGAAAAUCCACAAGAAGAGACGGAGAAAAAAGAGGAAGACGUUUGCAGCGGUGAAGUGCAACAAGAGGAAAAGGUUAACAACAAUACUACUACUGAUGAAGAAACGAAGACAUGGAAUUUAAGGCCUCGGAAGCCUCUGCACAAGUCGCUGAACGUGAGCGGAGGUCCGGUGAAGAGUAACGGUACGGCGAUGCCGGAAAGGAGUAAAGCGCCGUCGCCGUUGAGGAAUCUGAACAAUAGAUCGGGGGAUAACGACGGCGGUGGGAAGAAGGAGAAGAGGAAGCUGAGCAUAUCUAUCCCUCUAACGAAAGACGAGAUCGAGGAGGAUAUAUUUGCGCUGACCGGAUCAAAGCCGGCAAGGAGGCCUAAGAAGAGAGCAAGGAACAUACAAAAACAAGUUGAUAUUUGUUUCCCUGGAUUAUGGCUCGUAUCAAUAACUGCGGAUUCAUACAAGGUUUCUGAGAGUUCUCUGAAGGUACAGCCCUGAUCAUCCAGCCAUGGUUGCUCUCAAUUUUAAAUUUCUGAUCUGGAUGGCGGUGGUCUUCUACACAGGGCUAGAUGCAGUUUUUGGAAGUUCUAAGCUGCUUCGCUUCCAACCUUUUUUUCUGGGGGAUGGCUUUGAAGGUAUACUCUGUAGUAACUUGUAUUCUGAGAGGAAGAACUAGCAUUGAUUUAGGGUUUCUUUGUUCUUUUCUUGUUUCCUUUGUCUGCCCCUGUUCAAGUUGCUGAUCUGGAGAUGGAUGAUAGUUCUUCUAUUUAGCAUUAUGUAAAUAUGGAUUUUAGAUCGUUUAGAUUUUCUUUUUCAGUUUCAUGACUCAAUUGGUUUUGAUUCAUUUUUUGUUUUAAAUGAAUAAUGACUGAUUUGGGUCGUCUUUCUUUAUUUGUACAUUAAAACAGUUGAAAUUCAUGUAUUUGGUUCUGUUGCAGUUCAUGACUCAUGAAUCUUGAUAGUUGACGCAUCUCAAAUAUUCUCUUUACAUUA
This is a messenger RNA of Salvia splendens (bonfire salvia), 2438 nucleotides long. RefSeq lists its product as uncharacterized. Bases 867 to 1943 code for a protein of 358 amino acids. The record is from RefSeq and is a predicted model, not a curated record. The transcript has 2 exons. NCBI's taxonomy places the organism in Eukaryota, Viridiplantae, Streptophyta, Magnoliopsida, Lamiales, Lamiaceae.